GGGUGCAACAAAUUUUCUGGCUUGGCUAAUCAUCGAGUUACAAUUUUUGGGUGAUACAAGCUGAUAGAGUUACAAGUGUUAUGGACUAUACCUCUGUAUUAUCUUGCAGGAAGCUGAGCAUAUAUCUCAAGCUUACUUCAUCUUCUGUUAACAAGGUGAAACCAAUCACCUAUAGUUUUUCCAUUCAGGAGGAAGUUGGCACUACACACAAUAGCGUGAUCCUUUCGUAACCUGGCAAUGUCACCAUUGCUGUGCUUGUGAUCACCUCUACAUGGGAGGCCUUUGUACUUUCCUAAAUCGUUGAUUACAUCGGAAUUCAACAUCCAGAUUCCAGCAUCACUCCAAUACAAUCAUCACUUCUUUUAAACAUUUGCUGUUUUGGCCAGUUAAGAAACAAGUGGAUCUAAAUAAUAAACUUGAACCUUGAGGUUUGAAAAAAUUAUCAUGAUUCUGAAUAAAGGUAGCUGUAUUCUACACGGCAUCCUUAAAACACAAGUCAACUACCAACAAAAGACAAAGAGGUAUCUUCUUAGACCAUCAAACUGAGCAACUAGCGAACCAUUUAAUUGCUUCAGGUCAAACUCGUCAUCAAGCUUCGUAACGCUCCAAGGAAAAAAAAAAAAAGAGAGAGAAGAACGCUAGCUGCAGCUUAGAAAAUGGCAGAAGACAAGAACAUCGUCCAUAUUCCAAAAGUCAAACUGGGCACCCAAGGACUUGAGGUCUCAAAGUUAGGCUUUGGAUGUGCGGGCCUGACCCGCUUGUAUAAUGCUCCACCCUUAGAAGAGGAUGGCAUUUCAUUAAUAAAGGAGGCCUUCAAUAAGGGGAUCACCUUCUUUGAUACAGCUGAUGUAUAUGGAGCCCAUUCUAAUGAAGUUAUGAUCGGCAAGGCCUUGAAGCAGUUGCCAAGAGAAAAAAUUCAGCUAGCCACGAAGUGCGGCAUUGCAGGAGUGACACCUACUGGUAUGAUUGUGAAAGGAACCCCCGAGUAUGUGCGUUCGUGUUGUGAGGCUAGUCUGAAGCGCCUUGGUGUGGGAUACAUUGAUCUGUAUUAUCAACACAGAAUAGACACAACAAUUCCUAUAGAGGAAACUAUUGGUGAGCUCAAGAAGCUGGUGGAAGAGGGAAAAAUCAAGUACAUUGGCUUGUCUGAGGCCAGCCCAGACACAAUUAGAAGGGCCCAUGCAGUUCAUCCCAUCGCAGCUUUACAGAUGGAAUAUUCACUUUGGACUCGUGAUAUUGAGGAAGAGAUAAUUCCACUUUGCAGGGAGCUUGGUAUUGGAAUUGUCCCAUACAGUCCUCUUGGUUGUGGGUUUUUUGGUGGCAGAGCUGUUGUUGAAAGCUUACCUGCAAAUAGCUAUUUGGCCUCACAUCCUCGGUACAAGGGAGAGAACUUGGAAAAGAACAAAAACAUAUAUACUCGCAUAGAAAACCUUUCUGAAAAGCAUAAAUGCACUCCUGCUCAACUAGCUCUGGCAUGGGUCUUGGAACAAGGAGAUGAUGUUGUUCCUAUUCCUGGGACAACUAAGACAAAGAACCUGGAAAACAACAUUGGCUCUUUUCUGGUGAAACUUACGAAAGAGGAUCUAAAAGAAAUUUCAGAUGCUGUACCCAUAGACGAGGUUGCAGGUGACAGAGUUUCUGAAAACAUGAAGAGUACAACAUGGAUAUACGCAAACACACCUCCGAAGGCAAGCAAGGAUACAUGCACAGGCUUCAACCGCUAACACAGCUGAGUUCAGGACCAUACAUCGUAAAUGGCGUGCAUACUUACCUCCCUCCUGUGAUUCAAGCCAAAGUAAGGCUGACCAAAGGUCUUCUACCUUAAGUCCUGACUCGUGGCAAUGCACCAACUCUGCCGUGCGUCCAAAGUAGCCGCAUUCCAUUCCAAACGCAAAAGAAAGACCGAUUAUUUGAUACAAUCUUCACGUCUUUUAAACAUUAGCUGUUCUGGGCAGU
Messenger RNA from Mangifera indica (mango), 1956 nucleotides. Its product is annotated as perakine reductase-like. The record is from RefSeq and is a predicted model, not a curated record. Gene Ontology annotation, cellular component: cytoplasm. The transcript is spliced from 9 exons. Lineage: Eukaryota; Viridiplantae; Streptophyta; Magnoliopsida; Sapindales; Anacardiaceae. The coding region runs from base 657 to 1724 and encodes 355 amino acids.